CAGAAAUAUAGUCCGCAGAUAAACAAAAUAGAACCGGUAACACACAGUGUUAUUUGUCUCAAAACAACGUAAUGGCGAUGUUGAUAAAUUAAAAGCAUUGUGAAUGUUACUUAUAGGAUUCCAAACGUCACAAAUAAAAUGAAGAAUUAUCGCCAUGUAGCAGUUCUAACAGCAAUUUUACUAUAUCUAAUUCUAUGUAGACACAUGUUCUACAUUCCAAGAAGUAUCCCGACAGUCUUGUUCCUUUUGACACCGAUAUGCAUCAUUGCAUUAAUUGGAGCUUACGCGGCAGUCUCUAUUAUAUAUGGAGUAUUUAAAUUCAACCGCUCCGAAAGGGCGUUGACGGAAUUAAAAGAAGACCUCAAUAGAGCAGCUACCUCACUACAGAGAGCUGGGUUCGAUUUUGAAAAGUUCAAAAUACCGAGAUUAUAAACACCGAUAAAAGGUGACAGCAUUUAAGUGUCUG
Messenger RNA from Babesia bovis T2Bo, 466 nucleotides. Its product is annotated as Dolichol-phosphate mannosyltransferase subunit 3 (DPM3) family protein. Bases 139 to 432 code for a protein of 97 amino acids. The transcript is spliced from 3 exons. The record is from RefSeq and is a predicted model, not a curated record. Lineage: Eukaryota; Apicomplexa; Aconoidasida; Piroplasmida; Babesiidae.